Messenger RNA from Brassica oleracea var. oleracea, 1671 nucleotides. RefSeq lists its product as uncharacterized. The record is from RefSeq and is a predicted model, not a curated record. The transcript is spliced from 6 exons. Lineage: Eukaryota; Viridiplantae; Streptophyta; Magnoliopsida; Brassicales; Brassicaceae. The coding region runs from base 1 to 1671 and encodes 556 amino acids.
AUGGCUGCAGAAAAGUUUGGUCCGCAUCUCAAGACGAUUCUUAAAGGGAAACAUAUCGACGCCAUUUACGAACUCUGGGGAGUCAGUUACGCCGUAGAAAUCGAAUCCCCGAGGACGGCUGGCGGCUUAUCGUUUCCUCUUCCUCGUUUCCUUCUCGAGGUGCUGGCGGAGAUCAAGAUGGCGUUUACCCAGAUAGCGCGUAACUUUUUCCGGUACUUUUUAGGUUGCUGGGUCCGAGCUCAGGAAGAAGGUCUCGAAUUUGGUCUCAGGGAGUUGAAGCAAUUAUUUUCCAUAAAGCGAAACAACGGCUUCCAUGGCACAAUGAUUAUCUCUCCUCGAGGUGGUCGUGUUAUCAUCGAAGGCAUUCCUAAUAAGGAUGAUCGAUGGAGGGAGAAUUUUUUUGUUUUAAAAAUAAAUCUAGCGUCGGUCGGAGACUUCGAUUUCGAGAGGAUUCCUCGGGAAUGGUCCGACGACAUUGAGCCUUUUGGGUCUGCGCCUAUGUCUCUCGAGCUUCGCGGGUUAAUGGAGACUUUGCGUCGAGGUAGCACUUGCUGGCUCUCCUUUACUCCUGACCGAAUUCAAGCCGCCUAUGCUCUCCCACCGGGUGCGAAUCGUGCUACUCCUGUCACCUUGGUGGCUCCUGUUCGGCCCAAGCGAGGUCAGGGCACCAAAAGGAAGAAGGAUGAAGAGGUGUUGCUCGAUCGUCCUGAUGAGUCUUCUGAGGCCGGGUCAUCAGAGCGAGAUCGGAAAGUCCACCGGGGGCGGGUCCUUAGACCGAGGUCGCAGGCUCAGUCUCCUGGUCUUCUUGCUAGGCCAGUGUCGGUCGCUUUUCCAUCUGGUGGAGCUCGAAAGGCACCGGAUACUUCGGCGAGCUCUGCUGGUGAUCGAGCUCUUAAUGACGAGAUCGAUUCGUUGUCUCGUCAAUCUCGACGUCGGGUUUUGGAGGAGUUAACUCUGUGGCUUCGGGAUCGUCGAGCCCGAAACUUUCUCCGCCGUUGCGUGCUUCUGGUGAAGGUACUUCGCAGCGAGAUCCCCAUCCUUGAGAACCCCGAGUCCCUUGCGGAAAUUUGGUGUAAGAUCAGAGCAGAAGGAUGCGAGCUCCCUUCUUUGGAGCACAUGCGAGAGCGCGACGCCUAUGUUCGGAUGGCAGUCGCAAAUGCCAAGCUUCGGGGUGAGCUGGAUACUGCUCGGGAGACGGAGAGACAGCGCGAAUUGGAUUUUGAGAAAUUGAAGAAGAAGUUGGCGGCUUCUGAGGCAGAAAAGGGCGUUGUUCAGAGAGACCUUAACUCGAUGGAGGAGAAGUAUAGGCGAGAGAUCGAAGGUCGGGAUAGGAAAGCUCGCAAAGAUCUCCAUCUAGCUCGUGUCUCUCUUGUGAAGGAGUACGAGGGGGUUUUGGCUGUAGUCAGGGGUAAGUUGGAGCAAAAGAAGAAAGAAACGGCCGCGGAGAUUCUUUUGCAAGAGACGCGAGCUCAUAUCGAAGCUUUGCCGAGUAUAGUGAGGGUGGCUUCGAGCUCGAGGCGGAGUUGGAGCGCCAUAAAGACUUGGAGGUUUCGCUCGACGUCAAUUACGGUCUUGCUUCGGUGUCGGACCCUUCUCUUGGUCGUCUCGAUCUCCCCGAGAUCUCCGGAGACUCGGUCAACCAGGAUUGAUGCGAGGAUUACUUCGAUUUAG